Clonostachys byssicola is the source of this 1401-nucleotide messenger RNA. The record is from the annotation of a GenBank genome assembly. NCBI's taxonomy places the organism in Eukaryota, Fungi, Ascomycota, Sordariomycetes, Hypocreales, Bionectriaceae.
AUGCCCCGUCAAAUCUUCAAGAAAUGCGUCAUCGCCGUCGCAGGACCACUCCCAGGCCAGCUCACAGUCGAGAACCUCGUGCAAUGGACCCGCAUCCGCAAGGGAAUCUUCAGCAACGACUUCGACGAGUUCGUGACGCACCUCCUCUGCACGCGGGAGCAGUUCAACAAGCGAGUUCCAAGGGUUCAACAAGCUCUGAAGCGGGGGAAGCGAUUCCAUAUAGUCCACUAUGACUGGUUCGAGUUCUCUGCCGUCCAGGAGAAGAAGCAGUCUGAGAAUGAGUACUCGAUGAGGGUUCUGCUUGCCAAGCAAAAGGCCCGUGAGAGGGAAGAGAGGAGGAUCGAGAAGGGUAUACAGAAUGAAGAGAAGUUCGUCAACACGAGUAAGUAUAAGUUUUUGGCAUAUCUCCCCAUCUAUAUCACUAUGCUAUUCUACUCUCCUGCGGCAUUCCUAACCAACCAUAUCAACGAUCUAGAUCUGUUUCAUAUAUACACAGACCGGGAGUUCUUUUCAUACCAGAUCGACAUCACGAGAGACGAUACUGGGUUAGGAGAGCUUGGCCAGCGUUAUACUAUGUGUCUCUGGGAAUCCGAUGCCAAGCCGCACCUCUACCAAUUCACAGCAAAGUUCCUCAAGAGGAAAGGAGACGGGCAGCCUACAUACUACCGCCCAAGUCCCUGCGCAGGGAAAUGGCGUGAUGAGAUGAACCACUUCAUGGCAUUCUUUCAGAAGAAGACGGGGGUCGACUGGGAGGAUAGAGUGGUCAUGCAGAAGACCACCGACACUGAAUACUUUCAGUAUACUCCACCGGCGGGAGGGAAGCCAGUUGGCCGCCGUUUGCGCCACUCUCACGAGUACUGCCUCCAAAUCAAUGCCGAACUCAGGGGGCUCCCAUGGCCGCCGAAGGAAGAGAACCCCGAGGGCAUGAUGGAUGUGACUCAAGGGGGAGACAUAUUGGCGAUACCGGGUGGAAGUGACGAGUGGGAGCCCGAGAUCCCCGCUGACGUGAGAAACGACAGUCUCGUUGACGAGGACAUGGAUACAAGCGAUGAUGAGACACCACCAUCUACUCAAGACGCCCCAGAUGGCGAGCAAUGUGAAGAAGAGAUCGCCAAUGAUGACUCGGACGAAGACGUACACAUGGAAACAGAGACACCUCAUCAGAGUGAACUAGAGGAUGAUGAGAUGGAUGAGCAACCAUCGACCCCUUCGUCGGAUGAUUCGACCGAGGGCUCAACUUCUCAACAAGUGGAAGAUGGAUAUACCACGCCUACUAGUCUGGCAAGCGACUAUGAAUCCAGUUGCUCAAUGGAUCCAGGUGCCAUGGUGCCUGACGAAAUUACUGACCCAAGGUUUUAUGAGGCUGUGAGACAGGCACUCAAAUUCCCCGUUCCGAAUUGA